AUGGAACAUCCAGCAUAUACAUUGAGUUUUUUGACUACAGCUGGUGGCCUUAUGGGAUACUACCGUAAAGGCUCCAUUCCCUCUUUAGUAUCUGGCUUGGUAUUCGGUAGUGUAUAUGGGAUUGCCGGUUACUUGCUGCAUAUGAACAGAGACGGUGGACUCGAAAUGGCAUUGGGUGCAUCAACCUUGCUACUCGGUGCAGGGGUCAUUAGAGGUAUGCCCUCCAGGUUCACUAAACCUGUCCCUGUCGUUUUGACGGCCUUGGGUGGGCUUGGCAGUUACUACUACUAUAACAAAUACAAGGAAUUUUACCCUUAG
This is a messenger RNA of Saccharomyces paradoxus, 318 nucleotides long. It is a transcript of the gene TMH11, whose product is annotated as Tmh11p. Gene Ontology annotation, cellular component: membrane. Lineage: Eukaryota; Fungi; Ascomycota; Saccharomycetes; Saccharomycetales; Saccharomycetaceae. Bases 1 to 318 code for a protein of 105 amino acids. The record is from RefSeq and is a predicted model, not a curated record. The transcript has a single exon.